Molecule: messenger RNA, 4477 nt
Organism: Monodelphis domestica (gray short-tailed opossum)
Lineage: Eukaryota; Metazoa; Chordata; Mammalia; Didelphimorphia; Didelphidae
Product: protocadherin beta-2-like
Biological process (GO): homophilic cell-cell adhesion
Cellular component (GO): plasma membrane
Molecular function (GO): calcium ion binding
Source: RefSeq, a predicted model, not a curated record
UCCUUCCUUCCUUCCUUCCUUCCUUUCUUUCUUAAAAGCUAUUAUCUCAUGUAAGAGUCAAGUAUCACUGGCCAUAUUGUUUCUCCUUUCUCUUCUAAACUGACUAGCUUUGAAAAACUCCUCAUCCUUUUUUUGAUGUCCACAGUCAAUCCAAAUAAAACCUUAUCAAGAUUCUUUUUUCUAGGAAAACACUCUUCUGGGCUCCAACUACUAUAGGCUAACUUUUGAGGUAGUCAUUUAUGAUUCAUAAAACAGACAGGUAGUAGUGGUAUCCAAAGUUUUCUAGGAAGGAACCCUUGGGUCACCAAAUCCUUGUAAAAUCCCAAGGAUCUUUAAUAUGCAGAAAUUAAGAACAAGAACUUCUUAGAGUCUCUUUUUGGUCUUAAAGGUUCACAGACUUGAGAUGAAGAGUUUUGGGGUAUUUUCUUAAAUCCUUGCCUUCCAUUCUAGAAUUCAUACUGUGUGUUGGUUCCAAGGAAGAAGAGCCUUUAAGGCUAGGCAAUGGUGGUUAAGUGACUUGCCCAGGGUCAUAGAGCUAGGAAGUGUCUGAGGUAGCAUUUGAAACCAGAACCUUGUAUCUCUAGACCUGGCUCUCAAUCCAGUGAGCAACCUAGCUGCCAUCAGUUGUUUUUAAAAGUGACUCUACUUCUUUUCUCUCAUCCAAACUCAACUAUUUACUCCUUUUCUUGCCCUGGCUCUCUAAAGGUUGUCUCACUUUAGUGUUGUAGGAUGGAUUGUGGCUUGUUCUUAACCUGCUGUUUCGUUCGAAAUUUGUGAAAAAAAAAACCUAAUGAUUGCAACAAGGAAUAGAAAGGGCUCCAGCAUAGACUAAAAGCUGAGCUCCUUUUAAACGAACUUAAAAAUAAUACUUAUAUUUGUGGUUUGGGGCAAAGUUGUGAAUAUUUCAACAUUGAUGCAGAUGCCCUGUAGAAAAUAUUACAAACUUCGUCCAAUUCAGACCAGAAUUUAAGAUAUGGUGUCUGAUAAGAGGUACAGAUUAUUUAGGAAAUUGGCAGCAUUACAGAGAAUAAUAAAACGAACCGCAUGGUGGCGCUGCAAACUAAGAAUUACGUUAAUGCGGAGAAAGACAGUCGAGAACGAGAACAGAGCUUGGUUAGCUGGACCUGGGAGAAAGGACCCUCUGCCCUGCAUAAUUCUCAGAUUUCAGCAGAACUGAAGACAACUGUAGCCUCUGGUUGCCAUUUGCGGUCAAGCUGAGCUACAAAGAUUGAGAGGAGAGGGCAAAGGGAACAAUGGAGCGGGAAGGGGCCAUGAUUCUACAACAAAGGCAAGUUAUUUUUCUCUUUAUUCUAUUGGGUGUGUCUGGGGCAGCUUCCGAACUGGAGCAGUUUUCCGUAGUGGAGGAGAUGGAGAGAGGCUCCUUUGUGGCCAAUGUGGCAAAGGGCUUGGGUCUGGAUGCCCAGGAAUUGUCAAAUCGGGGGGUCAGAGUCGCUUUCAAAGGGAACAAAGAGUAUUUACAGCUGCACCCUAAAACUGGGGAUCUAUUCCUGAGAGAGAAACUGGACCGAGAGGAUCUGUGCGGCUCCAUUGAGCCCUGUGUGCUGCCUUUCCAGAUCUUAUUGGAAAAUCCCUUUCAGAUUAUUCGGGCUGAACUGAUAGUGGAAGACAUUAAUGAUCAUUCACCAGCGUUCCUAGACAAUGAAAUGAUACUGAAAAUUCCGGAGAACACCUUCCCCGGAAGUGUAUUUGUGCUAGAAAAUGCGCAGGAUUUGGAUGUAGGAAGCAACAGUCUACAGGACUAUAAAAUCAGCCCUAAUUCUCAUUUCCACAGUCAAAUUCAGGACAGUAGCAAGGGUAGGAUAUACCCAGAGCUUGUACUGAAUAAAGCCCUUGAUCGAGAGGAACUGUCUGAAAUUCUAUUAAUUCUCACUGCAGUGGAUGGUGGAGUCCCACCAAGGUCUGGGUCUGCCCAAGUCCGAGUCAUCAUAGUGGAUAUCAAUGACAAUGCACCUAUAUUUAUUCAGUCUCAGUAUGAGGUUCAGAUCUCUGAAAACAUCUCAGUUGGAUCCAAGGUUGUCACAGUCUCAGCCACAGAUUUAGACAUAGGGAAUUAUGGAGAAAUAUCUUACACAUUUUUGCAUGCUUCUGAAAACAUUCGUAAAACUUUUCAUCUCAAAGAGAAAUUGGGAGAACUUUACUUAAAGGAAAAAGUGGAUUUUGAGUCAAUUCAAUCUUAUACAAUAAAUAUUCAAGCCACAGAUGGUGGGGGACUUUCAGGAGAAUGUACUGUUAUUGUUCAAGUGAUGGAUUUAAACGAUAAUCCUCCAGAGCUGACCAUGUCUUCACUUACCAGCCCCAUCCCAGAAAACUCACCUGAAAUUGUGUUCGCUGUUUUCAGCGUUUCAGAUCUAGACUCUGGGGAAAAUGGAAGGAUGGUUUGCUCCAUCCAAGAUGACCUUCCUUUUUCCCUAAAACCUUCUGUUGAGAACUAUUAUACACUGGUAACAGAAGGAGCACUGGACAGAGAGAGAAGAGCUGAAUACAAUAUCACCAUUACUGUCAUGGAUUUGGGGUCCCCAAGGCUCAAAACUGAACACAAUAUCACCAUAUGGAUCUCUGACAUCAAUGAUAACCCUCCAGUGUUUACUCAGACAACCUACAAACUGUACCUCCAGGAGAACAACAGCCCUGCCCUCCACAUUGGCAGUGUCAGUGCCAAGGAUAGGGACUCAGGAAUCAAUGCCAAAGUCACAUACUCCCUGCUGCCCCCAGAGAAUGGAGACCUGCCUCUCUUCUCCUACAUCUCCAUCAACUCAGACAAUGGCCAUCUCUAUGCUCUGAGAUCCCUGGAUUAUGAAACCAUCCAAGUUUUCCAGUUCACGGUGACAGCAACUGAUGGUGGUUCCCCAUCUCUGAGCAGCCAGGCUUUGGUUCAAGUUGUGGUACAGGAUAUGAAUGACAACUCUCCCUUUGUGCUGUACCCCUUGCAGAAUGGCACAACUCCCUGCAAUGACCUGGUGCCCAGAACUGCAGAGCCAGGUUACUUGGUCACUAAGGUUGUGGCUGUGGAUAGAGACUGGGGACAGAAUUCCUGGCUUUCCUACCAGCUGCUCAAGGCCACUGACCCAGGACUCUUCACUGUGUGGGCCCACAAUGGGGAAGUUCGAACAGCAAGACCCAUCAGUGACAGAGAUGCCAUCAAGCAGAGGCUCCUGGUUCUGGUGAAGGACAAUGGGCAGCCUCCUCUGUCCACAGCAGCCACCUUGAAUGUUCUCCUGGUGGAUGGCUUCUCUGAGCCCUACAUGCAAUUUCCAGAUGCACCCAAGGAGCCAAUCCAGACUGAUUCCCUCACCACUUACUUAGUCAUUUCCCUGGCCUCUGUCUCCUUUCUCUUCCUGGUCUCUGUUAUUAUGGUCAUUGCUAUUCGCCUGUGGAAGAGGAAGAGGGAUGCCACUGAUGCUGCUCACUUCAAUCCAAAUGGUCCCUUCCCAAGUCACUUGGUGGAUGUCAGUGGGACAGGGACUUUAUCUCAGAGCUACCAAUAUGAGGUGUGCCUGACUACUGGCUCAGGAACCAGUGAAUUCAAGUUCCUGAAACCCAUUAUUCCCACCCUUCCUCCUGCCGAAGGAAAUGGGAAGGACUCUGUUGAAAACCCACACUUAUGAAAUAGCUUUUGCUUCACUUAACAAUUUGGCCUCAAAUUGUUUCAAUAGAUCUCGUACCCCCUAUAUUAGCUUUCUUUAUGUAGCAAAAAAUACACUUCUUAGAUAUCCAAUUUAUUAUAAUAUUCAUCCUCUUUUCCCUUUUCACAUUUUCUUUUUCUCUCAGAAUCCUGAACUUGAAAAGUCUUUAUUCUCUCAGGUUUUUAUUUUACUUUUGUAUAUGGGUUUUCUCCACAUUUCUCAAAUCUUUUCCUAAUUUUUAGGAAUGAAUGAAUUUUAGGACAUUACCCAGCACAUUGCAAACUUAAAUUUUAAUUCUUAUGGUCAAAUAAUUUAGCAAACAUAUUGAACUUAUUCAGCCUUGAUUUCUAUGGCAUUUCCUCCAUAUUGUAUCAUUUCCUGUAUCAUAUGUUAAAAUAAGUUUUCCAAAAUUCAUCCUUAUCUUGAUGAACACAGUUGUGCUCCUCUUGAAUUCCUGUCUGACUCUUUUGUUCCUCUUUUCAUUUUCUUUUGUGUUGUGAAAUUUUCAAAGAGGUGUCAUGAUUUUUCAACUUUGUUCUUCUGGUUAAUAUAAUUUUACACAUAGCAAUAGUAAUUUUUUCAUUAUAUUUGUAGGAUUAAGUUGAAUAAUAUUUUAAACAUUGUUCUUCAUUUUAAAUACUUUCUUUUUAUUAGGUGUUUUUAUUUUUUCUGAUUACAUGUAAACAAAACCUUUUUAACAUUCAUUUUUUGAAAUGAGAAAUUCUUCUUCCUUCCCUUCCCUUUCCUCUCAUUAAGAUGGCAAGCAUUUUGAUUUAGAUUAUAUAUGAAAAAUCAAGGAAAAUAAAGAAAGCAAAAAAGUACAUUUCAAUUGA